Sitophilus oryzae (rice weevil) is the source of this 1512-nucleotide messenger RNA. Its product is annotated as homogentisate 1,2-dioxygenase. Bases 98 to 1405 code for a protein of 435 amino acids. Gene Ontology annotation, molecular function: homogentisate 1,2-dioxygenase activity. The record is from RefSeq and is a predicted model, not a curated record. The transcript is spliced from 9 exons. Gene Ontology annotation, biological process: L-phenylalanine catabolic process. NCBI's taxonomy places the organism in Eukaryota, Metazoa, Arthropoda, Insecta, Coleoptera, Curculionidae. Gene Ontology annotation, cellular component: cytoplasm.
CAAGCUUUUGAACGGUAUAUAAAAACAUGGGAAAUUUACUUCAAGAAUUUAUUUUGUUUUUAUUUUAUUGUAAUGCGUUUCAGAGAUACUUUUAAACAUGGCUUUAAAGUAUUUGAGUGGAUUUGGUAACGAAUUCUCCUCAGAAGAUCCCAGAUGUCCAAAUUCAUUGCCAAAAGAUCAGAACAAUCCCCAAAAAUGCCCUUACAAUCUCUACGCAGAACAACUUUCAGGGAGUGCUUUCACAGCGCCUAGAACUCAAAAUUUACGUACAUGGCUGUAUAGAAUCCUACCAUCAGUUGGGCAUCAACCAUUUAAAAAGUUUCACGGGUCCAAUCUAACUCACGAUUGGUCAGAGCAGGAACCAGAUCCAAAUCAAAUGAGAUGGAAGCCUUUUGAUGUGCCCAAGCCAGUGGACCAAGUGGAUUUUGUUCAAGGCUUGAGCACAAUAUGUGGUGCUGGUGAUCCCAAACUAAAAAACGGCUUGGCCGUUCAUGUUUACAGUUGUAAUGCUUCAAUGAAGAACAGAGCAUUCUAUAAUGCUGAUGGCGACUUUCUAAUAGUACCACAACUGGAGGCCCUUGUUAUAAUAACAGAACUUGGAAAAAUUGAAGUGGCACCCAACGAAAUAUGUGUGAUUCCCCAAGGAAUUAAAUUUUCAGUUGAUGUUUCCAAGCCAUCCAGAGGCUACAUUUUGGAAGUUUUUGGAAGACAUUUUACUUUGCCAGACUUGGGACCGAUUGGAGCCAACGGUUUAGCUGAUCCCAGGCAUUUUCUGACCCCAGUAGCUUGGUAUGAAUUAAGAGAGGAUAUUUCUUACGAAAUAGUAAAUAAAUAUCAAGGAAAGUUGUUUGUCUGCACUCAGAAUCACAGUCCUUUUGAUGUGGUUGCUUGGCAUGGAAAUUACGUACCUUACAAGUACGACCUAAGUAAAUUUAUGGUGAUAAAUUCAGUGUCGUUUGAUCACUGUGAUCCUUCGAUUUUCACUGUGCUGACUUGUCAAUCAGAAAAACCCGGAACUGCCAUAGCUGAUUUCGUUAUAUUUCCACCAAGAUGGUCAGUACAAGAACACACGUUUAGACCACCAUAUUAUCACAGGAACUGUAUGUCUGAGUUUAUGGGACUAAUCACUGGAGAAUAUGAGGCAAAGAAGGGACAUUUUUCACCUGGAGGGGCUACUUUACAUAGUAUAAUGACUCCCCAUGGACCUGACAAAAAUUGUUUUGAUUUUGCAUCUAAAGAAGAACUGAAACCAUAUAAAAUUGCUGUAGGAACUCAGGCUUUUAUGUUUGAAAGUUGUUUGGGAUUGGCUGUUACAAAAUGGGGUGCCGAGACAUCUGAAAAACUUGAUCCAGACUACUAUAAAUGCUGGCAAGGUCUCAAAAAUAAUUUUACAGGACCUGUUUGACGUUAAAAACUUCAAAUUUUACCUAGACUGAAGUACAAACUAUUAUUUUGUUGGCUUUAAAUUAAAUUUAACUUAUAUAAUAUGUAUAUUUUAUAUUAAAAUAAAUA